Messenger RNA from Metarhizium acridum CQMa 102, 621 nucleotides. RefSeq lists its product as uncharacterized. The record is from RefSeq and is a predicted model, not a curated record. NCBI's taxonomy places the organism in Eukaryota, Fungi, Ascomycota, Sordariomycetes, Hypocreales, Clavicipitaceae. Gene Ontology annotation, molecular function: protein binding.
AUGGAACCUCUCGCGGAAUCGUCGGCUCUGAUGGUUGUGACCUCUUCGCUAUCCGAACCGGAGACAACAACCGUCGAGUUGUGCACGGAUGGAGACGCCACCCUCGUCUUUGGGCACAAGCGCUUCGUGGUUUCUAGCGAGAUACUCAAAAUUUCCUCAGACUAUUUCAAGGCUUUAUUUGGCCCAAAUUUCCAGGAAGGCAAAGUGAUCCAGAAUGGAGGCAAUCCCGAGAUCGUUCUACAUGACGAUGACGCGGAGGUGAUGGAACUGAUCCUAUCAAUCUUGCAUUACCACUUCGAGGACGGUUAUCGCCGUCUUGAACCACAGAUGAUACUCAAGGUGGCUGAUCAUGGCGAUAAAUACCAAUGCAAUAGACCUCUCACGCCGUGGAUUACGCAGUGGAUGCAAAAAGCACCAGAGGACGGCUCUGUCAAGGACUUCGACUAUCUUCUUACUGCUGCUUAUGUCUUUGGGGCCGAAGAACAUGUAAAUACAAUCUCUGUGGCUGCAAUUCGAAAUCUACCACCAAAUUUCCAUAUUAAUACUCAAGAUGAGCUGUUUCUUCCCCAAGCCCUACAGAGUUCGUUCAAAAAAUUGUGCCAAUAUAAGGGCCUGUGCUAA